AUGGCCACUCCGAUUGAGCACACAGUGGAAAAAGGGGAGAAGAGAAGCUGUUCAGCUCUUUUUGAGCAUAUCCAAUUUUGUGAGCGAUCUAUGAAGAGGUCUGCAUUGAAAUAUCCUUGGCAGCUUGGUUUCAUGGCAGAUCAGGACCAGUCAACACAUCCGAAAGGACCACUGGGUAUGGCUCCAGUUUUGCCUGCUGCUGUUUCCAGUUCAGAUGUUGCAGAAGCAGUUCAUGAAGAGCUGGCGAGUGCAUUUGACGACCAUUGCAGGAGGCUUUACUGCAAGCUGCCUCAGGUGGAAUGGGAUGUCCAUCUUGACUCACAACGCAGUGCUGCCAUGGCCAAGUGGCAUAAAAUUGUGUUGGCUGACCCGAUGUCUUUUGAUGUUUGCAGGAUGCAUUUUCAAUCGUUGAACACGGGACUUCAAGGAGGUAAGCUUCAGGAUGACCUGAGAAAUGUGUUCUCAAGCAAGAGCACUUCCACACUUCAUGGCAGGGCUGGACCUAUGAUGCGAUUUUUGCAUUUUUGUGCAGACAAGCAAUUGAAAGCUUUUCCCAUCACAGAAGAGGUUGUGUAUGCCUUCAUGCAACAUGUGGAACAGUCUGCAGCGCCGACCUUCUUGAGGAGUUUCCUCAGCUCCUUGGGGUUUGCGUUGCACGUGGUCGGUUUGAUAGGUGCCAAACGAGUUUUGGACUCACGGCGCAUCAAGGGCUUGGCCGACAAGUGCUACCUGCAGAAGAAGAAGACGAGAUCCAGGCUGCCGCUGACUGUGGAAGAGCUGACAACUUUGGAAGAGAUUGUUCUUGGCUAUCGAGGUCGUGGUCUUCCAGACAGGCAUGCGGCUGGAUGUUUUCUUUUUAUGGUGUACGGACGUACAAGAUUUUCAGACAUGCUCAAUGUUGGGCGUUUGGAUUUUGAAGCUGGUGAUGAUGAAACCGGGUACAUAGAAGCCCAGGUUGCCAGAUCAAAAACCUCCUUUUCAGUUGACAGAAAGGUCCGUUUACUCCCGAUGACAGCAGCCAUGCAUGGUGUCACAACUGAAUCCUGGGGCAAGGCUUGGAAGACGGUUUUGGAGAAGACCGGCAUCACGGCUGCGCAUGGUAAGCCACUGCUCCCAGGGAGGACUCCUGAUGGUUGGCACACUUUGCCACUUACAGCAGAGGCGGCGACGAGCUGGCUCCGAAGCAUGUUGCAGUCGGGGGAGUACUUCGAGGAGGACAGAAUCAAGUCCAUUGGGACGCACUCGUGCAAGUCGACAAUUUUGUCGUGGAUGGCAAAGUGGGGUUCCUCGCCUGACCUCAGAAGGCUUAUGGGGUACCACGUUGCUGACAAGAUGUCCACGAUGCUCAUCUAUGGCAAGGACAACACCAGUGCUGGCCUUCGUGAAAUCGAUGUGAUUCUUGAAGCAAUCAGGCAAGGUGGGUUUCUUCCCGAUGCAAAGCGAUCCGAGAUGUUUCCUCAUGCGGAGGACGCUGCAAAGCUUCUGGAAAACCAAGACCAAAGCGGUUUUGAAGGCUACUGUUCUGGAAGUUCAUCGGAGGACUCAGCAGACGAGGACCAACCUGAUCACCUGGCCCAUGAAAAAGCAGAGAACGCAGUCCUCGGCAAGUGGGAUGCCGGUGUGGACGUCAGCAAGCUGCCCGAUCAGGCGGUUUACUUCAGGUUGGUCGAACCUGAGUCUUCACAAGCAGCCAUUUUCGUUUCUGCGCAGUCGGGAGCUUUGGAUGAAGAAAACAGACUGACCAGUGCUCAUGAAGAUUUUUCGAGUUGGACUGACCUUGGCAAGCAGUGCAUUCCUAACAUUUUUGGUUUCCCCAAUGCAGAAGAGAGUCAACCUGAAAAUCUUUUGGAGAUGUUCAUGAGCGUGCUCUUUGGGGAAGAGGAUGGUUGCGAUGUCAGUAUAUCUGCCGAGCCGAUUGAGGGUUACAUGCAGUUCAUGAACUUCGUACAACAUGUCAUAGCAGUGGAAGAGUUGUCAACCCUGACAGCCAGUGCGCAUUGCAAAGGUGCGUGCCUUGGAGAUGUGCUCAGAGUACAGAUGUUCUGUGGGGCCCUGCUCAUGUGCAUCUAUUGUCGUGCAAGAUGGAGUGAACUGAUGAGAUCGGAGAGUGUGAUCCUCGAUCAUGACAGUGACAACAGGUUGCAAUUCAUAGAAGCCAGGAAUGCGCUGCAUGGCUGCGCGAGAUUGCCGGGAGCCAAGAUGGUGAACCAGGAGCGUUUGCAACCGGAGUACCAUACAAGUGAAUCCAACGUCAUCCAUGUGAAGGAUGAGUCAGAGGUCGUGAAGUCUCAGACUCACAGGACGGCGUUGAUGCAGAUUCUUCUUCAUCAACUUCAAGUGAGGAGAAAGUCCAAAGGUGCGAUGAUGAUCACAUUAGAUGGAUCUCUGCGUGCCGCCUUCGAUGCACAGGAGAUCAAAUCACAGCACAAUGGUUUUUCCAUGGGCGCACCUCAGAUGCCCCCUUCGGAUGAGCAGUUUAACUUGCUGGCUCAGAGAGUGUUUGGGGCAAACCCGACAGUAGGCCAGAUGUCGGCCAUCGGACGCAUUCACUUUGAAAGCACAACGUUGGUGGUCUCCACAAUAAAGGAGAAGGUCGUGAAUUCCCAGCUGAAAGUAGAGCCAAGCAUCGCUACGUUUCCAGAACAUCAAGAUCGACCAGUUGGUACGUGCCGACCGCGAGAUGUGGACGGCUGCCAACUUAGCACCAGUGGAAAACCGCCGGAAUGCACCGGUGGCCUGCACAUGUGCACCUGCUGCCACAAGGAGGAACACGAGGCAGCAUUUUGCGCAAAUGCCUUACAUGCAACCUCCGUCUCAGAAAGUUGGAUGGACAUGGAAAUGGAUGAGACACCAAGAGGUGACAAUCCAACUGUUUUCAAUGGUGCUGCCGAGGAGCUGGACAAAGGACACACUCGGGAGACGAUGCCGUGGGAACGAGAACCCAUCAAUCCUGUGUUUGCAAAAAGACCCCGUUUGAUCCAGCCGCCAGUGUUUGUUACGAUGGCUCCACCUGAUGAUUCGGAGAUUUCUAUUCCUGUAGCUGAAUCACAAGGGCUGGUGAGAUGGCCCAGAACUACUUCUCUGAUACCAUGGCCGAUUGCACAGGAUAGAGCUUUAGCCAGAGCUCUUGAAUCUUGGAGACUGAUCGUGAUGGACAAUUUGUCAGGGUCCGUAGUUGGCAGGCAGAUAGAAAUAGAAGAAGCUUUGAGAGGUGACUGCAAUGCCAAGUCCAUCGAGCAAUCUGUGAGCGACGCUUUGACUGGAAAGUCAGUGGCAACAUUGCGUGCAAGGUCCUCUUCAUUGCUAUCCUUUGCACGGUGGAAAAAAGGCCUGGACGCUGAGGCCAAAAUAUUUCCAAUCACAGAGCUUCAAUCGUAUAUGUACGUUAAGGAGCUACGUGAACACAAUGCCCCAAGAACCAAGGCAACAAGGUUUUUGGAAGCUGUGUCAUUUGCCUUUCACAUGUUGGGUGCAGACGUCGGUGACACUAUCAGAUCGCCGAGGGUGAGAGGUGCUGCAACAGUUCCAAUGGUCAUUCCACAGAAGAAGACGCCUUUGACAGUUGCCCAGGUGUGCUUUUUGGAGCGUUUGGCAAUGGAUGGCUCUGACUCAGAGGCUAUUUUUGCUGGCUACUUGUGCAUGGUGCUUCACAUGAGGCUGCGCUGGACGGAUGGUCAGUACUGUCAGCAUGAGCCUGUUACUGACUUGCACCGUGAAAAAGGCUUCUUGGAAUGUCAAUUGUACCACCACAAGAACGCUGGCAGACAGAAGCAUGCCAAACGCCUCCUGCCGGCAGCUUGCAACCUUCCUGGACUGUCAGGUUUGGACUGGGCAUCGAUUUGGCUGGAGCGAAGAGCAGCGCAAGGAUUGAAGGCUGGUCCUGGCGUCCCAACGAUGCCGGCACCUCUGGCAGGAGGGGGUUGGGCCUUGGUCCCACUUGAGCCUAGCCAGGCAACAACUUGGAUGCGGGAGAUCCUCAAGAAUUUUGAGCCAAUGCCAUCAAUGGCGGUCAUUGGGACUCACUCGCUCAAAGCAACAUGGCUCAGCAUGAUGGCAAAAGCUGGAUGCGAUGGCGACACACGACGCCUUGCCGGAUAUCACACAGACCCUGGUUCGAAGAUGGCCUUGGAGUACAGUCGUGACGCUCAAGCCCCUGUACUUUUGGCUAUUGAAGCCAUUACUGCAGCAAUCCAGCAUGGGUUGUUUGAUCCCGAUGUUUCUCGGGCACGGCGCUGGCCUCGUGAGGGUUGCAAGUCAUUGCAGUCAGUCAUGUUGUGGCUUGCUAAGUCCAGUGCUGAAGAAUUUUGGUAUCAGGAUCAAAAUGCUUGUCAGAGUGAUGAAAUUUGUGAACCUUUUGCUGAUGGCAGUUUUGGGUUAGUUCAGCAACCGUCGGAACCUUAUUCACCAUCAGUUGCACCCGGUGAAGAGUCUGAGAUUGAAUCCCUUUCAUCGGUCAGUGACAUUAGUGACAGGCCUGUGCUUGGUAGGGACUAUGUCACGUCAGAUGAGGAGCGUGAUGCAGAGGUCGCGGGCCCUAUCGUUGGCGAAGAGCUUGCACAAGCCUUGGAACCUAGCAUCAGCUCAGCAGUUUUCAGACAUGUUCAGAGUGGAUGUUGUCACAUUGCAAAAGAUGCUGCAUGUGACCCGGAUGACGGUGAAUCCAUUGUCCUUAAAUGCGGCAAGAUUGCAUCGAGAAACUUUGAAAAGAUUCAAUCUGCAGGGAACUAUUUCCCGUACAAAUGCUCUAGGUGUUUUGCUGGGAGCUAA
Messenger RNA from Cladocopium goreaui, 4767 nucleotides. The record is from the annotation of a GenBank genome assembly. Lineage: Eukaryota; Dinophyceae; Suessiales; Symbiodiniaceae.